AUGAUUUCAACGUUGACAUCCAGAAUCUCUCAUAUGUGGCACGACAGUUACUUGCCACCCGCGACCUCUUGGUCUGCACGCUUCCCCUCAGCAUCCGCCAGCGGCCAGAGUCCCUGGUUCUCGAGCCUUACCUCCGCAAGGUCGAGACAAUUUUCUCCAUUGAGGUGGUCGCACUCAACGCACAGUCUCUCACACUCGGCUCAUCGGCUCCAUGAGAAUAAUGCUGUCAGCAUAUAUGACUUCUGCCCCAGACGGAACUUCGCCAUAUAUUACCACGAAGCCAUGAAUCUACAACCAGAAUGA
This is a messenger RNA of Exophiala mesophila, 303 nucleotides long. RefSeq lists its product as uncharacterized. Bases 1 to 303 code for a protein of 100 amino acids. Lineage: Eukaryota; Fungi; Ascomycota; Eurotiomycetes; Chaetothyriales; Herpotrichiellaceae. The transcript has a single exon. The record is from RefSeq and is a predicted model, not a curated record.